AUGACCAAGCGUCGUUCCAGGCCACCAAGCGACGAGCUGGCACUCAGCCAUCUCCUGGAACAUCGUAUCAGUGCAAGCGGCCCGGAGUAUCUGGUUCAGUGGAUGCCCUCGCUGCUGGACCGCGAACAGGUCAUCGCUCGCUCUGAUGGAACCGCGUUCGUCGAAUUGAAUGGCGAGGAGUUCGACGUCAAACUGAGCGUUCCCAAGGGACCUACACAAUCAUGGAUCUUUUGGAGGCCGUCCUGGAUCUCUCGAGUGGACUUGCUAGAUUCACCGGACGUGGACAUGGAAGUUGUCGAUAUGACAAGUUUUGAGCCUGUGCUCUGUGAUUCACGUACCUCGCGAUCAUUGCCAGAUGGAAGGUUCAUGCCCGAUGCCGGCUGUGAUCACCCGGUCAGUUUCCUCGAGAGGCUGCACGCCCCUCUAUCCACCAAAGACGAUGCAAGCGGCCGUUGGUCUCAGCAUGGCCCACCAAAUGGGACGAUGGGCAUUGGGAUGGAGCCCAGACAGCCCUUGAUCUUUACGGACCAAUUCUGUGAACGGAAGCUCCUUGUCAAUGUUGCAAACACACGAUCUCGAGACGCCAUAGCCCUGCAAGUGGUCGGACUUGCACUGAAAGUGCCGUGCAACAACUGCGCAGGCGGAAAAGGCACGUUUUCACGCUGCGUGAUUGAUGCCAACCGCUCGGCGUUCAACGACGCGCCUUCGGAGCUCACCAUGCAGCAGACAUGGUUUGCAAUGGAUGGCAAUGACGCUAAGUGCGUGCAGUCGGUUGCACAGCAGCUUCAAUCCCGCCCUCAAGUGACCGAAGUCGUGCGGGCCGAUCCUGUCCAUGGAGAGACGUCGCCUUGUCUAUCACGCAAAGGCAGAGCUAUCACCACGUCUGCAGAUCAGCCCGUGCGGAGGAAGCCAGAAAUGACCGUCAGAGCUGCGCGCAGUCCUGCUAAGUCACGAGAAGCUACGGGGUCUUCAAGCAGUCGAAAGACGAGUUUGAAGAGUACGAAAAUCAAUACCGACUGGGUGGCGAGUAGGAGAAGAGACAUCCGCCGUGUCCGGUAUCGAUGUGAUGCUCUUCGCGGGGCAUUUUACCACAGCGCUUAUGAUUCUUGGGUAGCAGAAAGAGUCAGAAAGCAGAAGAAGCUACGGUAUCAAUCCAUUGAAGCUUUUCUGCUAGCAGGCUACUCGAAGGACUUGGAACGCGAUGCUGCAGGCAUCCUGGCAGGAGAUUCAAAAGCUUCGCAUUUCUCUCUCAGCAUGCUUGUUUGA
This is a messenger RNA of Pseudocercospora fijiensis CIRAD86, 1266 nucleotides long. RefSeq lists its product as uncharacterized. Bases 1 to 1266 code for a protein of 421 amino acids. The record is from RefSeq and is a predicted model, not a curated record. The transcript has 6 exons. Lineage: Eukaryota; Fungi; Ascomycota; Dothideomycetes; Mycosphaerellales; Mycosphaerellaceae.